Cyphomyrmex costatus is the source of this 3162-nucleotide messenger RNA. Its product is annotated as protein patched. The record is from RefSeq and is a predicted model, not a curated record. The transcript is spliced from 6 exons. Lineage: Eukaryota; Metazoa; Arthropoda; Insecta; Hymenoptera; Formicidae. The annotation marks the transcript as partial. Gene Ontology annotation, molecular function: hedgehog receptor activity; smoothened binding; hedgehog family protein binding. Gene Ontology annotation, biological process: negative regulation of smoothened signaling pathway. Gene Ontology annotation, cellular component: plasma membrane.
GUACCUGAUGUAGGAGUCGAACUGUCAGGUGGUUGCUAUGGAUUCGCAGCCAAAUACAUGCACUGGCCGGAGGAGCUGGUGGUCGGCGGUGCCAAGCAUAACAAGACGGGUCAUUUGACUCGCGCGGCCGCGCUGCAGACUGUGGUGCAGCUGAUGGGCGAACGCGAGCUGUACGAUUUCUUGGUGAAUACUUAUAGGGUCCACCACAUCGAUUGGACGCAGGAGAAAGCGGCUAAAGUUCUAGAGACUUGGCAAAGAGUAUUCAGCAAUGAAGUGAAGAAGUUGAUGGAGGUCAACGGAUCAGCACCGUACAAUCUGUACGCUUUCAGUACGACAACCAUGAAUGACAUCCUUGGGAAAUACAGCGAGGUGUCCGUAAUGAAGAUCGCUAUUGGUUGCGUGCUUAUGUUGCUGUAUGCUGGUGUAGCUCUCUUUCGUUGGAAAGAUCCAGUGCGUUCACAGUCCGGGGUAGGAAUGGCUGGCGUAAUGUUAAUUUGCGCCACAGUAGCUGCAGGAUUGGGUUUCUGUGCUCUUUUGGGGAUCCCGUUUAAUGCCACCACGACGCAAAUAGUGCCAUUUCUUGCCCUCGGUUUGGGCGUACAUGAUAUGUUCCUGUUAACGCAUACAUAUGCCGAACUGUCCGUAAACGAAGUGCCCAGCAGUGAGCAAACGGGAGUCGUUCUCAAGCGAACUGGCCUGUCGGUACUGUUGACAGGUCUGACCAAUGUUAUUGCCUUCUUCGCAGCCUCGAUAAUCCCGAUCCCGGCUCUCCGAACGUUCUGUAUGCAAGCCGGUAUUGUGCUGCUGUUCAAUUUGGCUGCCAUGCUGCUGAUAUUUCCUGCGAUGGUCAGUCUAGAUCUGCGACGUAGACGUUCCGGUAGGAAGGAUAUUCUCUGCUGCUGUUUACCGGCGUCACCCAAUUUUGGAAAGAAUAGAUACUCUGUAAAGACCAAUGGCACGGCCAAGCAAACGGUCACCAGGGCGAUACCACCUGAGAGACGAGAAACCUGUACGCAGAUUUUAACUCCGCAGAAUACACAGAACGAAUCUUGGAUAGGUGGAAAUGUCAUCGACGCGGAACUGGAUAAACAGUGCACUGAAGAAGACGCGCUGACCGGCUGUUCACAAGAUGAUUGUUUGAGCUUUUCUCUGACGCAGCUUGCGUCUCGACAUUACGCACCCUUCAUCAGUCGAACGGCUACUAAAGUGUUUGGCGUGAUAAUCCUGGUCGCUGUACUAGUUGGUAGCAUAUGGGAGGCGAUAUCCUUACGUGAUGGCCUGGAUCUGACUGAUUUAGUGCCGCAGAAUUCGAAUGAGCAUGCAUUCCUGUCUGCCCAAGCAAAGUAUUUCGGUUUCUACAACAUGUACGCAGUCACUGGUCGAGAUUUCGAAUACCCGAAUAAUCAACUAUUGUUGUACGAGUAUCAUGACAGUUUUAUGCGUAUCAAGAACGUCAUAAAGAAUGACAAUGGUGGUUUACCUGAAUUCUGGCUUAGCUUGUUCCGCGAAUGGCUAAAGGGUUUACAGGCGGCAUUUGACAAAGACUAUGAAAACGGCUGCAUCACUCAGGAGAGAUGGUUCCCGAAUGCGAGCGACGAAGCAAUCCUAGCGUAUAAAUUACUCGUGCAGACCGGUCAUGUGGACAAUCCAAUCGAUAAAACGUUGAUUACUACUUUACGAUUGGUUGACGCGAAUGGUAUCAUCAAUCCACGUGCUUUCUACAACUACUUGAGUGCAUGGGCGUCCAACGAUGCACUUGCUUACGGUGCUUCGCAAGCAAAUCUGAGGCCUGAACCGCGUCAGUGGAUUUACAUUAAUGACCAUGAGCUCAAGAUUCCUAAGAGUAUGCCGCUCACGUAUGCACAGAUGCCGUUUUAUUUGCACAGGCUCACGAAUACGCAAGAUAUCACAGAAUUGAUCAGUAGCGUCCGGGAACUGUGCAAAAAAUUUGAAGAACGCGGUUUGCCGAAUUUUCCGUCCGGCAUAUUGUUCCUUUUUUGGGAACAAUAUAUGAAUUUGAGAUCCUCCAUGUGUAUCGCUCUUGUGGCUGCAUUGGGUGUAAGCAUCUUAGUGGUUGGAUUCCUAUUAUUGAAUAUAUGGGCUGCUGUGUUGGUUGGUUUCUUUCUUCUCGUUGUUAUUGCUGAACUACUAGGCGUUAUGAGUCUGUUCAACAUCAAGUUGAGCGCAGUACCUGCUGUACUAUUAGUGGUUAGUGUGGGCAUAGCUGUCCAUUUCACGGUACACAUCUGCCUGAGUUUUGUCACCAGUGUUGGAAGCAGAAAUCGCAGGAUGCGUUUAGCUCUGGAACAUAUGUUUGCUCCGGUUGUCCAUAGUGCGUUCACUACGCUACUCGCCGUGGUGAUGCUCGCUUUCUCGGAGUUCAAUUUCAUAGUCAAUUAUUUUUUCCUUGUAUUACUCAGUGUGAUCGGUAUCAGUCUUGUGAAUGGCAUCUUUUUCUUUCCUAUUCUAUUGUCCCUUAUCGGUCCGAAAGCGGAAGUAAUUCCGAACGAUCAUCCGGAUCGUAUAUCCACGCCGACGCCACCAUCGUCGCCCGUUGUGAGAAGAUCCAAGCCACCCACACCACCGAGGAGAUCUCACAAAAUCGAUAAUGCUCGGCUGCAUGCCGAACCAUCGCUCACAACUAUCAGCGAGGAACCCAACUCGUGGCACAGCACGCAGGAGUCCUGUAUUAUUGUCCAACCUGAACUUAAAGUGGAGACCACGUCCACAUGUGGUAAUCAGAAUUGUAGCGGAUCGGAUACGAGUGGGUCUAGUCGAACGUCGCCGGUUCCGCCCACAUCACACAUCACCACUAAGGUCACCGCAACGGCAAACAUCAAGGUUGAAGUUCAUACACCGUUAACUAGUGGAAUGGAUCGUAGUGAAAAAUGCCGGCACUCGGGCAGCAAUAAUCGAAGGAGCUCGCGCUGCAAUACGAACGUUAAUGCUGGGGAGUCUUCCGGUUCCGAGCCAGAUUCAGACUCUAACGCAAAACACUAAUAACAAGUACCGGGGGGACCGGCAGCUACUGCUCAAGUACCACGUAAAGCGGGAAAACACAGAAGGCUGAUUAGGAUAGAUUAAUAGUUUUCCAUUACCUCUCUCUCUUUCUAUUUUCCUCUCUUUCUUUUCUCCUCGUCCUUACUUAGCUCUCUAUUUUUC